ACAGGGGUGGUCAGCAGGACUGACGCGGGAGCGGAUGUACGGAAAGGAUUUAAACUAACGGACAUAACGUUUUGACAGGAUGCGCUAAUAACCAGAGCAUCCCCCCAAUACAUGCAGUAUUGCAAACUGCAAAUAAAUGAAGCUGCGUGAUUGACCAGGAUAUAUUCGAGGAUAUAAGGUAGUGAAAGUGAUAUGGUAACCUGGUGAAGGUGAAGAAAAUACAUCUAAAGAAAGCAGAGAAUAGGCUACAUGAAUCGAAACAAAAUAUAUUCUUAGGACAGGAGAAGAGCCACUGGCAUUGUAGCCUAUCCAAGCUCAGCAUCUGGACACAUUAUACGUGGUUGCUCAUCUUCUACACAUGGAAGAGAGCCGAGAAAACCCGGAGCUUGUCACUUGGAGGGAGGAGUUGCAUCAUAUUUGACUGGUUAAUUAAUAGAAUGUAUUUUUGGUUUCAGCGGAGGUGUGGAGGUUUUCCCGCGGUUGUCUGCAGAAAUAGUGGCUCUCACCACCUCUACCUGACUGCAGGUAGCUCCUAGAGACGGGGCGGAUCUGUCCGUGUUCCCCGUUUGUUGGUGGAUGAACUUCAACAUCUAUUAUUAAUGAUUCGGGACCUGAGCAAGAUGUAUCCGCAGGCACGGCACCCGGUACCUCACCAGCCGGGCCAGCCCUUCAAGUUCACUGUGUCAGAGUCAUGUGACCGCAUUAAGGAGGAGUUUCAGUUCCUACAGGCUCAGUUUCACAGUCUGAAACUGGAGUGUGAGAAACUGUCCAGUGAGAAGACAGAGAUGCAGAGACACUAUGUUAUGUACUAUGAGAUGUCUUAUGGACUCAACAUUGAGAUGCACAAACAGGCGGAGAUGGUGAAGCGACUGAAUGCUAUCUGUGCCCAAGUCAUCCCGUUCCUUUCACUAGAGCACCAGCAGCAGGUGGUCCAGGCGGUGGAAAGAGCAAAACAGGUCACCAUGGCUGAACUAAACUCUAUCAUCGGGCAGCAGCAGCUCCAUGCCCAGCACCUGUGUCAUGGCCCUGCCCUCCCGGUGCCCCUCAUGACCCAACCUUCUGGGCACCAACCCCCUCAACCACCCCUACCCACCGCGGGCAGUGCCAACCUCCUGGCCCUCUCCUCUGCCCCCCUACCCACCGCAGGCAGCAGCAGCCUCCUGGCCCUCUCCUCCGCCCUCGCUGCCCAUCAGCUGCCCCUAAAGGAGGACAAAAAACACAAGGACAACACCGACAGAGGUAAACACUGA
Molecule: messenger RNA, 1250 nt
Organism: Oncorhynchus keta (chum salmon)
Lineage: Eukaryota; Metazoa; Chordata; Actinopteri; Salmoniformes; Salmonidae
Product: transducin-like enhancer protein 4
Exons: 7
Coding region: 600-1250 (216 amino acids)
Biological process (GO): negative regulation of canonical Wnt signaling pathway; regulation of DNA-templated transcription
Cellular component (GO): transcription regulator complex; nucleus
Molecular function (GO): protein binding; transcription corepressor activity
Source: RefSeq, a predicted model, not a curated record